AUGACCUGUCUCUGGACCCGGGAGAGAUCCUACACAUAUCGCGAACUCCAAGACCGGGCCUGUCAAUAUGCGCAUUUCUUCUUGUCGCACGGCGUGAAAAAGGGCGAGCUCGUGGCUUUGUAUCUUCAAAAUCGCGAAGAGUACAUGUUUGCCUGGGUGGCACUUUGGAGUAUCGGCUGUGCCCCAGCAGCCAUCAACUAUAACCUCACAGGCGACGCACUCGUCCACUGCUUGAAGAUCAGCGAGGCCAAACUCCUAAUCGUGGAUGAAGACUCCGGAUGCCGUACCCGAGUGGAAGAGUCCCAGGAUGCAAUCGUUGGAAAUCUAGGCAUGAAGCCAGUGGUACUGGAUGACUCGCUGAAGGCACAUAUCAGUACCUUUCCAAAAACUCUACCCCCGAAGGAGAUGGCCAAAGGCAUGAAGGGUGAAUUCCCAGCUGUCCUGCUAUACACUUCUGGAACGACCGGGUUGCCCAAAGGGUGCGCAUUCACCGUGUCGCGUCUAUACACAACCAUGCAUGUACGCCGUGCUAUGGUAGGAGACACACCUGGACCAGAUGGCGAUCGCUGGUACAGCUGUAUGCCGUUAUAUCACGGAACUGCAGCCAUAUCCAUGAUGUCAUGCUUGGCUUUGGGAGUCAGCAUUGCAAUUGCGCCCAAAUUCAGCGUGAGCAAAUUCUGGGAGGACAUUCGUGCCUCGGAAUCAACGUUGUUCGUGUAUGUCGGAGAGACGGCACGCUAUUUGCUGGCACCUCCGCCUUCACCAAAGGAUCGUGACCACAAGGUUCGCUGUAUGUACGGCAAUGGUCUGCGGCCUGAUAUCUGGGAGAAGUUCCGAGAUCGAUUCGGGGUCCCGGAAGUCGGCGAGUUCUUCAGUAGCACGGAGGGGGUUUUCAAUCUCUUCAAUCAUAAUCGGGGUCCCUUCACGUCGGGGGUUGUGGGACAUCAUGGCUUGAUCUUGCGCGGCCUCUUGCAUAAUGUCUUCGUCCCUGUGGCUAUUGACCCGGAGACUGGUGAUAUCUUGCGGAAUCCCAAGACUGGAUUUGCGACGCGCGCGAGCUAUGAAGAAGGUGGGGAGAUUAUCGUCAAUGUGCCCGGAAAAGACGCAUUCCAAGGAUAUUGGCGCAACGAUGAAGCCACGAACAAGAAGUUCUUGACGGACGUCUUCAAGAAAGGGGAUCUUUACUACCGGUCAGGAGAUGCUCUGCGUCGUCAAAGCGAUGGCCGCUGGUACUUCCUCGAUCGUCUUGGGGACACCUUCCGCUGGAAGAGUGAGAAUGUAGCCACGGCAGAGGUUGCAGAAGUCGUGGGCCAGUUCCCAGGUAUCACGGAAGCGAACGUUUACGGUGUCCGCCUUCCCAAUCAUGAGGGACGUGCAGGCUGUGCGGCAAUUCAGAUCAGCCCGGAUGCCCGUCAGUCGUUCGAUUACUCGGCGCUUGCUCAGUUCAUUCGCUCCAAGCUGCCUCGAUAUGCCGUUCCUCUGUUCCUGCGGAUUGUCGAAAAUCCUACACAUAUCCAUAACCACAAACAGAAUAAAGUACCACUUCGAGAUGAGGGUGUGGACAUCUCUCUUAUUGGAACAAAAGCACCAGAGGGGAAAGAUGACCAUUUCUUGUGGAUUGCGCCGGGAGAUGAUACUUAUUCUUCGUAUGGUCAGAAAGAGUGGGAUCGAUUGUCAAGUGGUGGUGCUCGUCUGUGA
This is a messenger RNA of Penicillium olsonii, 1698 nucleotides long. NCBI's taxonomy places the organism in Eukaryota, Fungi, Ascomycota, Eurotiomycetes, Eurotiales, Aspergillaceae. The record is from the annotation of a GenBank genome assembly.